Molecule: messenger RNA, 13676 nt
Organism: Petromyzon marinus (sea lamprey)
Lineage: Eukaryota; Metazoa; Chordata; Hyperoartia; Petromyzontiformes; Petromyzontidae
Product: SLIT-ROBO Rho GTPase-activating protein 1-like
Biological process (GO): signal transduction
Molecular function (GO): protein binding
Source: RefSeq, a predicted model, not a curated record
CCACCCCACACCCCUUCUCUCUCUCGCCUCCAACACCACGGCACCAACAGAACACACACACACGGAGCAACGCAGCGGAGUGGACAACAGCGUGCUAGCUCCCAUGUGUCGCCGUUCUCGCAGCAGCAGCAGCAGGAGUAGCGGCGUCUGUUUACGUCUAACACGAGUAGUCACUGGGACGGCAUCAGCGGGCGUACGGGACAACAUGGAGAUAACGCGGAGCGUAGAGAGGCGCGCAGCAUAGACGCAUAUGGGUGUUUGUAUCCCGUGUUAAAAAAAAAGAGGCAAGGCAGUUAUCGUAUGCGCUCAUUACAAUAGUCUCGUUGCGCAUUUGGAUGCCGAACGUUCGCGGAGCGGCUGCGUUUGACCGUAGCGGAAUGAAGUAUGCGGUACUGUGCUGAAGGGACGUCACAGAUUUAAAGAACGCAGAUCGAAGAAGGAACCGUUGACAGCGAGGAGAAGAAUAAAACAGCUCCUUCUGCUGUCCCCGAAGGCGCGGGGUUAUUGGAUGUGCUCCUCCGAAGAAUGGCUGGAGGCUUGGAGUGAUCGUGCAAGUGAUGUUGGGGCUGGCUUCUCCCAUCAUUGCUCAUCUGGUGUUUACCAAAGGAGGCAGUCGUCGCUUUUUUUGCAAGAUGAGUUAUUGAGCCAAAAAAAAAGCCCACGUUCAUUGCGAGACCCGACGGUCACUUUGAUGAGCGCUUUGAUUUGAUGGCUGUAGAAUUGGCGGUCAUCGAUACGAGCAGAGGAGUUUGGGGGAUCCUUCCAGGCGUGUGAAGAGCGAGAGUGGACAUUUAAAGCUGAACUUUGAUCUCUUGAGAGCUAAGCGGGAAGCUGUGUGACAAGUUACAAUUUCUUGCCCAGUCUCAUUCUAAAAGUGUCCUCGGGAGCUAUCGAUUUGCGUGGAGUUUCCUUGAAGAAAGAACGAAUAUCCGUUUGUUUCAUCUCACGAGUUGAACCUCCAUCUCAACACACUUGAAGGAGGAGUGACGAGAAGGGGGCAUUGAGAGACAUUGGCCUCAUUUUAAUCCAAGCCAGUCUGCUUUAAGGUGGAGUGAGCAGAGGGGGUUACAUCUGACCCAGGGACUUGUUUGGGAGCCUUCUACAAGACAUUUUUUAAGAAGACUGCUGGAGAACAUCUGGAUAUUGAGGACAGUCUUGCCGGACCUGUUUGGCCAACUUGUACAGAAGAACCCUUUUACUGACCAAGUUGGCUUGUUGGUGGCAGUCGGUGGUGUUACGGCGCCAGGGGACACACGCAAGAACAGUCGACACUCAACUCGGUGUCCUGGUGUCUUGAAGACUUGAAGUUGGCUGGAGAGCGGGAGGUGAGCGGGUGCCCAUUUGGCUACCUUCGCUGGCACAUGGUCGCCACCACCACCACCACGGUCGUCGAUCUUCCACGUUAACCAUGAGCGCGGCGGCCAAAUUCAAGAAGGAUAAGGAGAUCGUCGCAGAAUAUGAAGCGCAGCUUAAAGAGAUCCGGGCGCAGCUGGGCGAGCAGCUCAAGUGCCUGGAGCAGCAGACGGAGAUGCGAGCGCAGCUCCUCCAAGACCUGCAGGACUUCUUCCGCAAGAAGGCAGAGAUCGAGUUGGAGUACUCGCGCGGCCUGGAGAAGCUGGCCGAGCGCUUCAUGGCCAAGACGCGCAGCUCCAAGGACCACCAGCAGUUCAACAGGCGAGAUCAGAACCUGCUGUCGCCCGUCAACUGCUGGUACCUGCUGCUGAACCAGACGCGGCGCGAGAGCCGGGAUCACGCCACGCUCAGCGACAUCUACCUCAACAACGUCAUUGUGCGCUUCGGACAAAUCGGCGAGGACUCGCAACGCCUCUUCAAAAAGAGCAAGGAUAUUGGGGUGACAUUACAAGAUGACUUGCUCAAGUACAUCAGUGAGCUUAACACAGUGAUCAAGACGUACCACAUGUACCACGCGGAGAGCCUCAGCGCCGAGAGCAAGCUGAAGGAUGCCGAGAAGCAGGAGGAGAAGCAGUUCGGCCGCACCAGCGACCCCGUCUCCUACGCCUUCCGCGCCGACGAGCGGCACCAGCGCCGCAGCUCCGUGCGCAAGAUGGAGAAGAUGAAGGAAAAGCGGCAGGCCAAGUACUCGGAGAACAAGCUCAAGUCGAUCAAGGCACGCAACGAGUACCUGCUCACUCUCGAGGCGAUCAACUGCUCGGUGCAUAAGUACUACAUCCACGACAUCUCCGACCUUAUCGACUGCUGCGACUUGGGCUACCACGCGAGCCUGAACCGCGCGCUGCGUACGUACCUCUCCGCUGAGUACAACCUGGAGAGUUCACGCCACGAGGGCCUCGACGUCAUUGAGAACGCCGUGGACGGCCUCGACCCGCGCAGCGACAAGCUGCGCUUCCUCGAGACCUACCACACCUUCUUCUGCCCGCCCACUAAGUUCGAGUUUCAGCCACACAUGGGGGACGAGGUGAGCCAGGUCAGUGCCCAGCAGCCGGUGCAGCUUGAAUUGGUGUCGCGCUACCAGCAGCUGCAGUCUCGCUUGGCCACUCUGCGCAUCGAGAACGAGGAGGUAAAGAAGACGAUGGAGGCGACCCUGCAGACCCUGCAGGACAUGGUGACCAUCGAGGACUUUGACAUGUCCGACUCCUUCCAGCACAGCCGCUCCACCGAGUCUGUCAAGUCCGCCACCUCGGAGACGUACAUGAGCCGCCCCAACGUGGCCAAGCGGCGCGCCAACCAGCAGGAGACCGAGUCCUUCUACUUCAUGAAAUUCAAGGAGUUCAUGAAUGGAAGCAACCUUAUAACCAAGCUGCAGGCCAAGCAUGAUCUCAUCAAUAAAGCCCUUGGAGAAAGUGCCAAGGGUGAUUUUAACUCCUUCAGAGGACGGAGAAACUCGCGCUUUAGAAGCCAGGACACCGGACAGGUCAUCCCCUUGGUGGUGGAGAGCUGCGUUCGGUUCAUCAACCUCUACGGCCUUCAGCACCAGGGGAUUUUCCGUGUCUCAGGCUCACAGGUGGAGGUCAAUGACAUCAAGAAUGCGUUUGAAAGGGGCGAAGACCCUUUGGUGGAGGACGAGGACAGUCAUGACAUCAACUCGGUGGCUGGAGUUCUCAAGCUUUACUUCCGUGGCCUCGAGAAUUCCCUCUUCCCCAAGGAGAAGUUCCACGACCUGGUCAUGUGUGUCAAAAUGGAGAACCUGUACGAGAGGGCCGCUCACAUUCGCAAGAUAAUUCUCACUCUGCCUCGCUCCACCAUCGUGGUGAUGCGCUACCUCCUCGCGUUCCUCAACCACCUGUCCCAGUUCAGCGAUGAGAACAUGAUGGACCCGUACAACCUGGCCAUUUGCUUCGGGCCGACACUCAUGCCAGUGCCCGAGGGACACGACCAGGUGUCCGUGCAGGCCCACGUCAAUGAGGUGAUAAAGACCAUCAUCAUCCACCACGAGGGCAUCUUUCCGGGGUUCAAGGAGCUGGAGGGGCCCAUCUACGAGAAGUGCAUGACUGGCGAGGAGGAGUACUGCGACAGCCCCCACAGUGAGCCUGGCACGAUGGAGGAGGCAGACCAGGACACGGGGACAGAGCCACACACCAGCGAGGAUGAGUGUGAACCCAUCGAGGCGGUCGCCAAGUAUGACUACACGGGCCGCUCGGCGCGCGAGCUCAGCUUCAAGAAGGGCGCGUCGCUGCUCCUCUACCAUCGCGCCUCCGACGACUGGUGGGAGGGGCGGCACAACGGCGCCGACGGCCUCGUGCCGCACCAGUACAUCGUGGUGCAGGACGCGGACGACACUUUUUCCGAUAGCCUGAGCCAGAAGGCGGACAGCGAGGCCAGCAGUGGAGUGCUCCUGGACGAUAAGGUCUCCUCCAAGAACGACGUCGCCUCGCCCACGGAGCGGCUGGCCGAGCUGUGCGUGGGCCACAUGGGCGGCAGGCCGAAACGCUCGUCCGAGGGGGUGAUGCCACCCACUGGCUCCCGCAGGCAGAGCAGGAACGGGGAGACCCACAGCCCCGUGAUGGGAGUGGGCAUGGGCGGGCCCCACAGCGGAGCUCCGCCGCUGGGCUGCGGCUUCCUCAGUGAGGUGCCUCCCCGCUCCACGUCGAGCCCCGGCAGCCCCCGCCGUCCGCCUCCUGUGCGCAGCAGCAGCAGCAGCGGCGUCUUGAUGGGAGUGUCCGGGCUGGCGGUGUCGGAGAGCCCGGAGAAGCGUCGCGCCGGCCUCGGCUACGGAGUGGCGGUGCAUGCCGUCUCCGUGCCAGGCCUGCCGGCCAUCGGACUCGGCCGUCCCGACCGUGGCGCCGUGCGCUGCCCCCCGGGCGUGCCGGCGGUGUCUGGGGUGGGGGGUGCGCACCCCCACAUGGUCACCGACAGCCCGCCCGUGCGGAGAGUCGGGGGCCGCCACAGCAGCCUCUCGGACAAGUCGCUGGACACAGAGGCAAUCGCACAGUCACAGUGUUUGUGUUGGGACCAGGACAUCGAGGAGACGCUCAACUCCGCCCUCAACGAGCUGCGCGAGCUGGAACGCCAGAGCUCGGCGAAGCACGCGCCCGACGUGGUGCUGGACACCCUCCCCGGCGGCCCGCUACCCCCGCCGCUGCCGCCUCCCUCCGCUUCCGCCUCCUCCCCCUCCCCCUCCGCCGCCUGCGCCGCCGCGACCCCCGGCUCGGCGUCUCACGCGCACGGCCACGGCCACGUGCACGGCCACGCGCAUUCGCCGUCGGCCUCCUCCGAGCCGCCCAGCCCGCUCCGUGUGGCGCAGCUAUCGGAGCGCCGAGGGCCGCCUGCCAGCUCCGGGCAGCUGCGCCGCAGCACGAGCACCAACACGGGCGGCGGCGGCGGCGGCGGCGGCGGCACGGACAUUCUGUCGACGUUCAAGCCGGGAUCGCAGGCUCAGCCUCACCCGCCCGUGCUCAGGCCUAAGCCCUCGGCCGCACACGGACGCCCCGGAGCCGGGUCUCCUUCGUUGGCCGGACCCGGGGCGGCUGUUGGAGGCGCGCAGCCCCCGCCCGGAGCAAAGGGUUACCCGGGCGGGCCCGGAGAUCGGUCGUGCACAAUGUAGGCGGGGUGCGGGUUGCUAAGCUGAGAAACGCACAAGUGCGGGCAGCUGCUCCGCGUCUCGCCGGAGACGGAACGGACAAAGCGUCGACUGUGACGGAAUUGAAUUUGUACAAGUUGUUUGCUAAGUGUUGUUUGUGAGAAUGACACUCUCUGGAAUAGUAUAUGAGUAGGUCAAGUCAGAGUCUCCUCGCUCAAGUGAGUAUGGAGCAGUGCUCAUCUCCGUUGGCAGCCCUGAGCCAUUGGUGGAAAUUCCACAUUGCUAUGGUGAUGAUCAGUCACUGCAUAGGACAACCACUUUUGACUGAAAAUAAAAUCACUCAUUUAAUCAACCCUAAUGGGGUUGUGGUUGAGAAAUAUAUAUGUAUAAUGAUGAUGAUGAUGACACCAUGCAUUGUAUGCCUGAAGUGCAUGCCCCUUAGUACAGCAUAAAACCCGAAUGUGAUCCAGCAUUGACGUUCAGUAAAUAAAUGCGUGCCAAGUUAGACUCUCGAAAGCCCUCAUGUGGAGUUGAAGAAUUUGGAGUUUUUUCCAUGUGCCAUUAAGCCAAGGGAAAACACAGAAGCACACAGACCACCGUAUUGCUUGACAGGGAUUUGUUCUAACAUGCAAACAGCUUUGCAACGUUGGUAAUUAAAAACAUGCAUAUAUUUAUAAAUAUAUUUAUAAAUAUAUGCAUUGCUUUUAUGUAUGUCGGUCAAAACAAAUGCGUUUCAUCUGCUUUUCUGAGAUGUGUCACGUGCUUUGUUCUUGCAGAAUUUUGAGGUCUAGGUGUCUCCCCGCUCAAAUGAUAUAUGGACAGUCCUCAUCUCAAUUGCAUGCUCUCAGCCAGUGGUGAAGUAAUUCCACAUUUCUAUGGAGUGGGCCAAGUUUUCCAUGGGACAUCUUGACUUCCGACAAUGUGGAUACUAGGUUUUUUUUGUUUUAUUAAACCCAGAGAGAUAAUUAGGUGAGUAAACCACAUACUGGGAAUUGAACUGUCAACCUGACAUUUCUAGCACUCUAACCACAAUACCACUCAGCCAACAGUAACAUUGGCAGCUAUGGCAUUGCAUUAAGUGAUUGACCAUCGUAGUAAUACAUUGCUAGCCACACGUGAUAGACCAGUAUUGGCCAUUAAUGAUGGAGAAAGACACUGAGUGGCUCUAAAAGAGUACUCUUUUGGGUUAUAUUAAAAGCGACAUUUCUAAAUUCAGCAAUAUUAGGCCACAAUAUAGUACAGUCUGUACAGCAUUUAUUCUGAUAGUCGGUCUCUUGCUAUGAUGCACUGCAUACCUGCUCAGAUAUCUACGUGUAUCUAUAAUAUACCUCUUCAGCAUAUGAGUAGAUAUCUGCAUAUGUAUUCUAGAUCACCGAACAAAAUUGGAUGGAUAAAAAAAAGUACGUUGAGUGUUGGGCCCUUGCGACUGAACUGUUGAGAAUGUACAUGAGGCAAGUGUACAGUGACCUCCGAUUCAAUGCGAUUAUAAAUUAGGAAUGGUGAAACGCUCUUGGCUUCGUGUUGUGCGGAGGGCUGGUGGCAAAAGCAAGCCGUUGGAGUUGCGCUCAGAAAUCCACGAUCGACAGGAAAGAGCUUGAACCCGAAAUUGUGUGGGAUAGCCAAAGAGCAGAGACCAUCGAGGUAAUGUUUAGACUUGGCAGAAGGAAAAUUUGAUGUCGAGGCACGGUGGCAUCUUGCCUUUGAAUGAACGUGUAAUUGCUCAGUCCGUAUGUCAAGCCACGGUUUCUUGAAAUUGUGAGUGGAGACGUUUGGAGAGCGCGGAACUAAAGGCCGGUGCACAAAUUCACGCAGCCGUCGCUUUUGUUCCCAAGCACCACGCCUGCCGCAAUGAUCGGCGUUGUUCUUGUUGUCCGCAGGAAUGAUUCCAGGAUGGUAACAUUGCCACCUGCAGCUAUACAACAUUGUUUUACCUAGAACUCUUAUUCUAUACAUUUUAAAAAAACGUUACCUUCGCAAUAACCUGAAGGGAAAACAACAUUAUUGUGGUUGUGUUAUAUACGGUAGUUAAUAAGGUUACUGUUUACACUCCAAACAGCAUUCUAUGUGUUGGUAUGCUUCGCAGUAAACCCUUGUACUGGUGUAUAGAUUUAUACAGAUAUUUUGUUUUACCCUUAAUGACAUUUGAGAGCUUAUUGAGCUCAGAUCUCCCUUUCAAAAGUGAUGUCACUGGCUUCUCAAUCCCAGUCGUAGGUAAUUGAUAUAUGGUAUAUAGGAUGUUCAGAGUAAUUAUAGGUGUGUAGGGUUAAUUUGAAAGCCAGAAUGUCCUGAACAUCAUCAAUAUUUGCUUCAGUGUAUUUAAAUGUUUGAAAACAACUGCAUGAAUGUGGAAAAUCAGACAGAAUGUAACGGAGCUUUUUUCGAAAAUAAGAGCCAGAUUGCCCGUAUACCGCAAUGCAAGACUACAGCGCCAUCUAUUGGGUAUAAGUGUGACUACAAGUACCUUGUACAAGUACCUUGCAAUUAUAAAAGCCAGAUACCAGUAAUACCGUGAUAGUUCCUAAUUUCCAUUGUGUAAUUAAAUUGUCGGUACUGCACGUAGUAUCGGUGGGUUGCUUUCUUGCGAUUGAAUUCAUGUCAUAAUUCUAAGAUAAUUUGAAAAACAAACUGGGUAUGAUGUCAGAAGUCUGAAUCAUUGUGGUGACAGACGUCAAUGAAUAUUCGGAAAGUAUAUCAUUGUACAAAGCCUUAAGUCGUAGCAUAGCAACAUACGGUACCAUAUGUUGAUCUAAUUAAAGUAAUCGUGUCAUCAAGUAAACAGAUUGCUUCUUGCAAAUGCCAACACGAGAAUACAUUAUAUUACAUAGGAGCAGGAUGUAAUUUAUCCUCAAACAUUUCCCAGGACCCACCGAUCCUCAGGGCGAUGCUCCAGUCCGUCAAGUAGGGAAAUGUUUUUUUUUUCUCCCCCAGAGCUCAGCGCUGGACAGCUACGGCUAAAUUUAAGACCUGCCUGUAAGUAAUUGGAAAUCAAACUGAUGACUUUUUGGAGUAACCCCCCCCCCAAACACUGACAUUUCUCUCUCUCUCUCGCGAGUAAGCAGACAAUCCUAGUAACGUGACACGUCAGCUCACACGGGCUACGUUGUCGGUUGCAGGUAAAACGAGGCGUUGCGGACACUUGCAGGAAAGCGCACGUGUUUCGCUUGGUGACUGCACGCAGUUUUUAAGCGCUAAAGUGUUUUGAGUGCGAACGGCCUGCAACGAGGGACAUCUAGCAGCGGACUUUCGGGAUCUGUGUCUUGUCUUACCAGGGGAGCAAGGAACCAUGUUGCAGCAUGGGGAAGCACAUCUGUUGUUGGACAUGCUGUUCUACGUACAAUAUAAUCCUGCAAUUAUACUGCGCGAUCUUACCGUGUGAUGAUUAUGACGGUGAUGGCAGUGGAAAUGUCGUGCACAGCUGUAAUAAUUACGGAUGGCUUUGUGUCGUGUGUGCGUGCCGUGUGCGCGUUUGCAACGAGUGCUUUUUUUUAGCGUGUGUGCCGUAAUUUUAAACAGUAUCCAGGUUAUGACCUUUUCUUUUUUAAAAACCGAACGGCAAUAAACAUGACGUGGAAAAGCCGCCAAGCCAUUUCACGCACUGCGUAACUGCAAUAUUUAGCAUUGACACCACCAUGAUCACAAGAGAUCACAAUGUAUUCACUGCCCAAUCAAAUAAUGGGAUAUCCAAACAAUUUUAAUUGAGUAAUCAAUUGAGCAAGCAUGGGAAGCUAACUGCUCAUCUCUGUUUAUAGCCCUGUGUCACUGAUUUAAAUUCCACGUUGCUAUGGAGGGGGACAGCUGUCACUCUAUAGAAUACCCACUGUCAUCCUCUCACGAAGUACCAACUCUGGAACGAUUACGGGCCCAUUUUAAAUCCCCCUUUACACCGUGACCAAGCUACCAAGUUGCAUGAUUACAUUCAUCAUAAGGUUGAAUUACUGUUGUUUUGUGCGACCAGAAGGAUUAGAUUAAAUUCCUUGGCUGGGUAAUCUUUUUAACUCGAAAGAUUCGGAUGCAAGUAGAGCUCUCUCAAACGGUGUAUCUAUAGGAAUGUUUAAAAUAUAUAUCCAAUUAUCGCAAAAGGGUGUUUGACGUGUGUACCUGUCUAAAAAAAGUGAUUUCUGACAUCACGCAUUAACAUGGAAUGUAAUCUUACCUUGAGGCAAAUCUGCACCCCCACAUCAUUCACCUGGAGCUUGGAGCCUCAUUGUUACUCUGGUAUAUUAACUGCAAUGCAUCUGAUUUUACAACGUACACUGCAUUUAGAUAUAUGCAUGCAGCAGCUGUUCAGUUCACACCGGUAUACAACGAUCAUUUUUCUCUCCUAAUACGAGUUAUUAUUACUCUUUGUGUUUGGGGUUAAGGGAGUAACAUAGCUCUUUUACCACGUGGGCUGAUUGAAAAUGUUGAAACUGCAAAGACAUUACAUUGCGUUUAAAAAAAAGAAACGUGCUGGCAUGUUUUUUUUUACGUUAUUCCAAUAAACUGUGUAAGUAUAUAUGCAUGAGAGGCAGUCGUAAGAUUUCGAGAGGAAAGACAAAGCGAUACCAAGAACAUGACACCACACAAAGCAAACGCUCGUCGUAGUAAAACCGCUCCUAAUGUUCUUAUAAUAAACCAACUGCGUCCAUUUAUUGGUGAGAGGCAACUGUCGUGGACGGGUUGUGUGGCUGGAGCGUGCCGACGUUUCAAUCGUUUUUUUUUUCGGUGGAAUUCUAUCGCAUCUCUCGCACAUUGCGUCGUCGUAUGCCCGUGCCUGCAAGCAUGCGCGCGCGUCUGGAGAUGUGCGUGCAGAGACAGACGGGACAGAAAUUGAAUUUGCUCGUCCGUCGCAUGACGGAUGAAUGGGUUGGCAAUGGAUACGGCAUGGGUGAUGCUGCGUGUCCCAUUGCUUGCUUCCGCGCUGUUGCAAACCUCCCCCCCACCCCCGCUCUCACCCGUGCCGUCUCGUCGCUGCUUUGGAGCUGUUACAUUUCAGCGUUGUACAUUUGUGAAUAGACGCGGCCGUUGUUGUGGUGAUGGUGGUGUGUGUGUGUGUGCUGCAGUGGUGAGUGCGUCUCUACCUACUCGCUGGGAGCCGGUAGUGAACGUCAUCGCAUACUAUACGCUCAUAACGAUGUUACGAUUAUACCCAAACUGGAACAAGUUAUUGUGGCCGAUGAAUGAUAAGUAUAAUAUGGUCCUGUUGCAUAUGGUGUAUUUUAAGAUGUGUAAUGUUUUUUUGUUUAUCAUUUUUAUCACCAUUAUUACGAUUAACAUUUAUUUUUUACACUCGUAAAAUUAUUUUUUCCUCGAACUAGACGAAGUGCCUUGUGUGUGAAUGGCUUUUCCGAGCAUCCGUGUGUUCUAUGCAUCGCACUGCAAGGAUUGAGAUCUUAAACGCCACUUGCUUUCAGUGCGCCCUGAUCCAGCCGUUUCACGUCUUGCUCUCACCGUGUGUAGACAACAGAGGGGGCUGUUGCUCGCUUUGUGUUCCGUUUCCUCAUCGCGAUAACCUCGUUUGUUUCGCAGCGUUUAUUUUUUGCCAAAAACACGAAAAACACUUCUUGGUUUAAUGUAUAGCAUCGCAAUGAUUAUCCUUAAUAGUGGCCCUAAAAAAACGGUGGUGCAAAUUCCACCUCGUGACGGUGGGUCAUUCUCACCGUAGGAGAGCCACUACUCACCAACAAGAUGGUACUCGUUCUAUUCAUCUUGGAGGUGAUUGCAUAUAAACUUAAUUCCGACUGACCACAGCUCCCAUCUGGCUGGAUGAUAACAGCAUAAUAUUACCACUUAAACUUUGAAUAAAAAUGUGUAUUGCAUGGGGUUUGCCUCAGGAAUGUCCCAAUGCAUUUAUAUUUCAUCUAAUUUUGGAGUUGUCAAAGAUGGGGGAUGUGUGGGGAUGAUGGGAGGAAAAUUCCCUUGGCUAGAGAAUUCAUUGGCCACUCUUGGGGAUUUAGCCGGCAUGUCAUUAUCAAUAUAAUUUAUCAUUAUCAAGGAGUCUCGUGGAAUAAUAAUUGCCUAUGUAAUUUAGAUGGGGACUCAUUUUCACAUCCCAUACAGUGAGAAUUUACCUCUAUGGUACAUUUAUCAGUAUCGUCUUCGUAGGAAAGUGAAUGACCUCCAGCCCAAAGGCAGACUGUGAGCCAAGCUCUUUGACCACAGUGCCACUAGGCAAAACACAAAUGUCCCAACACAGCUAAACUUAUCCAUAAACCAGUUUAAAGGAGUCUUAUGUGGUUGUAUUUAAUUUAACGUUGUGUACUAAGAGAUGUGCAUGAGUCUUGCACACUUGUUAAAUGAUAACAUCAAUUACAUUAUACAAUGCUAUUUAAAAUAAUCAUUUACAGAACUCUCCUGGUGACCAGACCUGGGCAUUCUGGAAUACACAGUGGUUAUGGAGUGGCAUUUAAAUAAUACCUUGCAGUGUGUGUGUGUGGCAUUAACCUUGGUCUGAUAGCAACGACAUAAACCGCCAACAGCAAACAGAGACAUGUUAAAAAAGUAUAUUUUUUGUUUUAUAUGGCAGCUUUAUGUGUGUGUGUGACGAAUUCACAUAUUGCUCGUAAAACAAGAUAACGCGUUAAGUGAUUCUCCAAUACAUAUUGCUCAUGACUUCUGGAACCUGUGGGUGUAGUGUUUUUAAAGAGAGUUCCCUAUAAGAGAUGAUUCAUAUAAAUAUGUUAAUGUACUUGAACUUAAGCACAUUACCCUAAUGCUGACAAUGUUGCAAAGGGUGUUGCAAAUUUUACUUUGCAAUGCUAUCAUCAUUCAUAGUGGAGUUGGCUUGAUUCAUUGCCAUCUAUAAAUAUAUUUGUCGCUAUUUUAAAUGAGGGUUUGAUUAAAAGGCGGAAAGCAUUCUCUGGUAGUGUCACCUCGCUGAACUAGUCCAAACUUUGAGACAGACAUCGGGCAAAUAAAGUCCAAGGUACAGAUUGAAUAAAAAAAUAUUUCUCACCCUCUCCCAAUAUGCAAAUGUUUUAAAACAUGACAAUGUUUUGAGAAACUCCUCAUAUAAAUAUCUAAAUAUUACCUUUGCUUAUAUAAGUUCGCAUAACAAGCUUGAAUGGGGGGAGGGACCACGUAUCAACUUCCGACAGUCAAGUGAUAAGCAUGAAAGUAUGAUUUUGGGCUACGUACUCUAAAAUAUAUGACUACAUUUUCAAUGUAACUUUUGCAGUGGGUUCAUGAGUAGAAGGUGGAACGAACUAUAUUUUCAUUAAUAUGCAUGACUAAUGAUAACCCAACAUCUAUAACCAAUAUCAGAAAGGACCUCAGUUUAACGCUACAUAAGCGUCGUGGCUCAACCUAUGAGACCACUUGGACAAUUUUUUUUGGAGGUUCUCAUUGAAACAUUGUAUCAGAAAACCUGUUUUUUGGCUGCUGUAUGGGCAGUAGCAUGGAAAAAAGUGCCACCAUCUAGUAUAGUAACACUCAGGAAUUAGGCUCUUGACAAGUGAAAUGUAUCAAUAGAUGUUCAAUAUUUUUGGCCAACAAAUGGAAUCUCUGGAAUGUCACUGGCUAAACUGGGAAAUCCUCGACUUGUACCUAAGAACAAGCCUCUUUCGUCCACGUCAGUAACACCUUAGGUGGCAUUACAUUAAGCGGUUCCAGUGUAUUUUUGUGGACAACUGUGAAGUCUGUGAUAACACAUUUUAAACGAGUGAGGUUAACAAAUAAUGAACUCGUAUUGCUUAUAUUUAAAUACAUCGACACGACUUAGGUGGUGCCAGGUUUCGGCUCUGGCCCAUGGACCAUUUCGUUCACAAGGCAUCGAUCCUAACAAAGUGGCCUCUUGUUCUCUGAGCUUUUUGUGUAAAUUAUUUACUCUUUCACGUGUUCAGCAUGAAAGUUGCAUUGUUUAACAAGGUUGUGAAGAGGGUAGAUUAUCUCACCAUUAUAAGCAUGUGUGGAUAAUGUAUCGAUGAGAGUGUACACCUAUUCAUUCGUGUGAGGUUAAGCAUUUACAAUAAUACAUUGAUCCAAUUUUUUUCCAGAAACCAAAAGUUGCUCAGAGUCGGUCAUUAAUGAUGCUUGGCCAAUAUGUGCUUAUGACAGCUACGCCUAUUGUUACAUAACCACAAUUAUAGAAAGUCCCUUGGGUAAAUUAUACAGCGAACUUUGACAAUGUGUCGUGGAGAUGACAUCACUCGAGCGCUUGCCGCCCCCCACCCAACAAAAUGUUGUACGAGCUACAGGAUUAAGCAUGGAUUUUUUUUAAGUGCACAAAUUUGAAACCGAAAACAUUGAAAAGAAAAAAGUAAUAUUCGUAAAUGGGACAGGACCACUAAUUAAAAUAUGUACUGUCGAAAUAAAAAAAAGGUUUUUUUUUAAAGGUUGCUUUUAAAUACAGUAUUUCACUGGGUCUACAAAUAUAGCGAUAUGAGACUGGCAUUUUAAGCUUCUUCGGUCUCUGUUAAUCUGAAUGACUCUCGUUUAUGACCAAGUAACACAAUUAUUUGGAAGUUUACACAUCGAUUAACAAAGUUUAUUUUUCAUUGGUUAUUUUCAAAAUGCGUUUUUUUGCUUAUGUUUCCAAGUCUGGUUGCUUACAAAAAUGCACUUUGCAGACAUUGCCACAGUUAUUGUGUAUGUUAUACGUGCAUAUGUACUCCAGUCAUAUGUCUGAAUUUAGCGUGUUGAAACAUUUUCUGCAGUAAUGGAAAUACUAAUAAAGGUUUAGCCCUGAUGGAAAAGUAAA